Molecule: messenger RNA, 3971 nt
Organism: Paramormyrops kingsleyae
Lineage: Eukaryota; Metazoa; Chordata; Actinopteri; Osteoglossiformes; Mormyridae
Gene: hmgcs1
Product: 3-hydroxy-3-methylglutaryl-CoA synthase 1 (soluble)
Biological process (GO): acetyl-CoA metabolic process
Molecular function (GO): hydroxymethylglutaryl-CoA synthase activity
Source: RefSeq, a predicted model, not a curated record
AAAUUAAUUGUCAAGUGAAAAUAACGAGGAGGGGAAAAAAAACUUCACGGUCACCAUAAGAUGCCUACUCUCCUAUACGCUACGUUUUCAUAGCCAGCCGGUGGUUGCCAGGGGGACCAUCGGCGGCUUCUUCACGGAUUCGAGCUUGUACUACACUGACGACCUCGCCAGGAGUCGGACGUCUUCCCUGAUUGGCCUUGGUCCUCUCACCAUAUACCGUCACUUACUCACACCAUUCAGCCACUCAGAACCGCGCUCUGAUGGGAAGUUGUUUCCGGGUUGACGAUUGGCUGAUGUAUUGCGAAGGGCAGUUCUGCCAAGAUGCCCGGAUCUGUACCUGCGAGCGGUGAGGCCACCUGGCCGAAGGAUGUUGGCAUCAUCGCCCUGGAGGUCUACUUCCCGGCGCAGUACAUCGAUCAGGAGGAGCUGGAGCAGUAUGACGGCGUGGCGGCAGGGAAGUACACGGUCGGCCUGGGUCAGGCCCGCAUGGGCUUCUGCUCAGACCGGGAGGACAUCAACUCACUGUGUCUGACGGUGGUGCAGCAGCUGAUGGAGAAGAACUGCCUGUCCUACAACAGCAUCGGCCGCCUGGAGGUCGGCACGGAGACCAUCAUCGAUAAGUCCAAGUCGGUGAAGACUGUCCUCAUGCAGCUGUUCGAGGAGUCGGGCAACACGGACGUGGAAGGCGUGGACAACACCAACGCCUGCUACGGUGGCACGGCGGCGCUUUUCAAUGCCGUCAACUGGGUGGAAUCCAGCUCCUGGGAUGGUCGCUAUGCCCUGGUGGUGGCGGGAGACAUCGCCGUGUACGCCACAGGAUCCGCCAGGCCCACGGGCGGCGCGGGGGCAGUGGCUAUGCUAGUGGGCCCCAACGCUCCUCUGGCCUUUGACAGAGGCCUGCGCGGGACACAUAUGCAGCACGCCUACGACUUCUACAAGCCGGACAUGGUGUCAGAGUACCCUGUGGUGGAUGGCAAACUGUCCAUCCAAUGCUACCUGAGCGCGCUGGACAGGUGCUACACUGUGUACCGCAACAAGAUCCACGCUCAGUGGCAGAAAGAGGGCAUCGAUCGGCGUUUUGAUCUGGAAGACUUCGGCUACAUGAUCUUCCACUCCCCGUACUGCAAGCUGGUCCAGAAGUCACUGGCCCGCCUGGUGCUGAAUGACUUCCUCAGCGACCCCAGCCCCAACACAGAAAGUGGCAUCUUCAGUGGCCUGGAGGCUUUCAGGGAAGUGAAGCCAGAGGAGACCUACUUCGAUCGGGAUGUGGAGAAGGCCUUCAUGAAGGCCAGCGCGGACAUGUUUGACCGCAAGACCAAGGCCUCGCUCCUCAUUUCCAACCAGAACGGCAACAUGUACACGCCGUCUGUCUAUGGCUGCCUGGCGUCUGUGGUGGCACAACACACGCCCCAGCAGCUGUCCGGUCAGCGCGUCGGCGUCUUCUCCUACGGCUCUGGCUUUGCCGCCACGCUUUACUCUAUCCGGGUGACUCAGGACGCCACACCCGGAUCUGCCCUGGACAAGCUGGUGGCCAGUUUGUCAGACCUACGGGCCAGACUGGACUCCCGCAAGAAAGUGUCGCCGGGCGUGUUUGCCGACAUCAUGAAGCUGAGGGAGGAGACUCACCAUCUGGCAAACUACACCCCCAAAGGCACCAUGAAUGACCUGUUUCCCGGCACUUGGUACCUGACCCACGUUGACGAGAAACACCGCAGGCAGUAUGCUAGACGGUCCUUGGAUGAGUACGGGCCCUUGGAAGCCGGGCUGGUCAGCACCACAGCAGAGCACAUCCACAGUCCAGCUAAGAAGAUGCCUCGGAUACCUGGCAACAGCACCAGCCCUGAAAUGGUCACCGUUAGCAACGGAGAGCACUGAAUUUACCUCUGUGAGGUACAGAGUUUCAUGGUGGAAGUGGAACAAAGGAAAGUGCCCUCAUGCAUUCUGAUCUGUGGUUCAGUGUAUUUAUCACUGAACACUGAGAACCACAAGACUUCCCGGGCCCACAACCCCACCCUCACUGGUACUUGAUGUGUCCCAGGAUCAUUUCAUUACAUGGAACACGGGACAUACUUACAAUGCACAACUAUAUCAGACUACAAUCCCCAGCACGCACCCUGCUGUGAACCUGCAGGGGUCUCUAGAGACGGCUCCAUGCCCUGCUUCAACAUUGUUUGUAUGUUUUUCAAACGCCGUCAUUUGUUGUUAAUCACCUUCAAGCAAACUGACCAAUGACCUCUUGUGGCCGAAUGUGGUAAGUGCACCUGACAAUACGCACAUAGGACUGUUGCUCGACUCUGAGCCACCAACAGGAAACGAAAGCUUAAGCAAUAUAGCUGUGGAAGCCUCCCCCUUUCCUUAUAAGGCAGUAAAAUCAUAUUCUGGACAUUCUAUGCUACAUUCAGGGCAUGGUGUCAAAAUUUCACUUGUGACUGUAUAGUAGCGGAAUGUUACCUCCUUGCUGGGUGGUUAGUGCAGGGAAAAGUGAAAGCAUUGAAUAGAAAUGUUAUAUUUACUGGGAUUCUGUAUUUGUAGCAUUCUUGCCAUGAUAUAUACAACACGCGCACACACACACACACUUCCUCCCUUUGGGAUUUUAUUUUUGGGAUGGGCUUAUAGGUAUCUGUACUCAGCAUAUGGGGAUAAAAUCUAUUUGUAAAUGGUGAGCUCAGCUGUCGAGGAAAAAAUGGUAAAUAGUGAGUUGUAAAACUAAAAUGCAAAACCUUCAUCUCUAUGUUCAAAAUCGAAAGCAUGGUAAUGGUUAAUGUGUCACCUCCCCCCCCACCACCACCAUUCGUGCAUCAAUCUAGAUUUGAGCUUUGAUUUGUUUUGGGGUCGAGAUUUUUUCCAAGUCUCGACAGGCCACCUUAACGUGUAAGAGAGCGGCUGGUUCUCUGGAAAGGUGUAGGUGUGGUUUUGCCAGAAGGGGCUACCUGCAGUACCCAUGUCCCAUUUACGGUGGCUGGCUGUGAGUGGGCUGCUGCUUUCCCCGUCAUGGUCCCUUACCAUCAUUUGUGCCAAACCAUUACGCCGGAUGUGGAAGAGGGGUGGGGGCAGAUGGUGUUACAGUCAUUCAAGUCCAGGUCCAGGUCGGGAUACCACUUGACUGCACCCUCUCCAUGGAUGUGCAGUUCGCACGAGAUUUUGGUCAAGUCGAGUGAUGGAUUAGGUGGCCUGUGUGUCUCUCAGCCUCUAGCCUUAAGUUCUAAGGGCUUCACAGCAGACUGUUCUGUAUAACUGGGGAUGCAUCAGUGACAGAAGUGAUGCAUUUUCAUUAGUUCCCCCUCGUAAGUAUGAUGGUUGGCUGUCCAUCGGUUAGCUACCUGGAGUGCCGUGGUGAAGGCGCCCACAAGGUAGUUUCCCGGACGUUGCCAAUUCUUUCAUGCUGUAAGAAGUUGGGGGAGGUUUAGCAGAAAGCACAUCUGUCACUAGGGGGCAGUGCUGGACUCACGUUUUUUAAUUUUUUUUUUUUUAAAUCGAUAGCCAUUUAUUUUAACCUUCCCAUCCCCCAAAUGCUGACCAAGGGACUCGGAACUAUAACUGCUAUGAACAACAGGGCAGAUCAAUUGCCUGAGAUGGGCAAUAGGCAUGCCGCUGAACUUUCAAAAAGCCUUACUGCAAGCAUGUACUAAAGGUAUUAAAAUAUAUAUAUAUAUAUUUAUAUAUAUAUAUAUAUAUAUACAUAUAUAAAAAUAUAUAUAUAAAAUAUGUAUGUAUAGUGUUGAUGUACAGAUUUUUAAUUUUGUAGCUAAGCAGAUUUACCUCCUAAGGUUAUAUCUUGAAAAGGCUUAUGUUUACAAAUAGAUUCUCUCAAGUCAGAUCAAUUUUGGCAAGUCAUGUACAGUACUGACAGUAAAACUAUUUAUAUAUGUAGAGUACAUUGGUAUCUGAUUUCAUUUUUUCCCCAAAGAAUUCUAGGGGGAAAAAAGCAAAUGCAUAAAAUAUGAACUGAAAAAUAAACAUGUUCCUUUAAA